Acytostelium subglobosum LB1 is the source of this 327-nucleotide messenger RNA. RefSeq lists its product as hypothetical. The record is from RefSeq and is a predicted model, not a curated record. NCBI's taxonomy places the organism in Eukaryota, Evosea, Eumycetozoa, Acytosteliales, Acytosteliaceae. The transcript has a single exon. Bases 1 to 327 code for a protein of 108 amino acids.
AUGAUUGGUAACAGAUUGACCAACCAGUUAGUAGAGGUGAUCAAAUACACUGGUAACUACACCAGAGAGCAGAUCGAACGGAUGGCCCAGAAGUACAGUAAUAGCCUCAAUAGACAUGGCGCCAACGCAAGGAUUGAGGUAGUCUUAGAGUACCCAAAGAAGUUGUUCCGAUCGGGCAAGUUCACCAAGGUAGGUCGACCAAUCAUCAUGUUCGAUCCACAUGACUACGAUGGUGCUCCAGUGGAAGAAGUGGAUACAUUCAAAUCAUCUGUAUCAGCAUUCCAUUCCUUUGUUGAAUACUUUGUCUUUGAGAUUGUCACACAAUGA